UGUCCCGCAGGUGCACUGCACAUGCAGAUUUGGUCAUCUCGAGUUUCUAUCCAUUAGGGCUUACCGCUGUUGCUCCCGUCGCCCCCUUUCUACCCAGCAAGUGUCGACGCCCCUCGACAUCUAUGGCUCAACGAGGAUCCGAGUUCGCGUGACGAGCUAUCGAUUCCAUCCUAUUAGCUCGAUUUGAGAUCUCGCAGGGUUACCUCGGUUAGGAUUGAUCUAGAGGAAGAAGUGAACAAUGACGGAGCCCUCCAAAGUCAUUCACGUCCGUAACGUAGGCCACGAGAUAUCUGAAAAUGACCUUCUUCAGUUGGUGCAACCUUUUGGAGUUGUCACCAAGCUUGUGAUGUUACGAGCCAAAAACCAGGCUCUUCUUCAGAUGCAUGAUUUAGCUUCUGCAAUGAAUGUUAUUCAGUACUACACGAAUGUCCAACCGAGCGUCAGGGGACGAAAUGUAUAUAUACAAUUUUCCUCACAUCAAGAACUUACAACAACAGAUCAAAGCUCGCAAGGUCGCAAAGGUGAUCAGGAUUCACCACCCAAUCGAAUUCUCUUAGUUACAAUUCAUCAAAUGCUUUAUCCUAUCACAGUGGAGGUGUUGCAGCAAGUUUUUUCUCCAUGUGGAUACGUGGAGAAAAUUGUGACGUUCCAGAAGUCAGCUGGUUUCCAGGCCCUUAUCCAGUUUGAAUCACAACAAAGUGCAGUGCAAGCAAGAAGUUCUCUACAAGGACGCAAUAUAUAUGAUGGUUGCUGUCAGUUAGAUAUACAGUUUUCAAAUCUCAAUGAGUUGCAAGUAAAUUACAACAACGACAGAUCCAGAGAUUUCACAAAUCCAUCUUUGCCCACUGAACAGAGAGGUAGAUCUUCACAACAGCCCGGUUAUGGUGAUGCCGGAAGUCUCUAUGCUCUUCAAUCAUCUGGCGGCAGAGUUGCCUAUGGUCAGAUGGGUAACGCUGCAGCAAUUGCAGCUGCAUUUGGGGGAGGAUUGCCUCCUGGAGUUACUGGUACUAAUGACAGGUCUACAAUCUUAGUAACUAAUUUAGAUCCUGAUAAAAUUGAUGAAGAUAAGCUUUUCAAUUUGUUCUCGAUAUAUGGCAAUAUUGUAAGAAUAAAACUGCUACGUAACAAACCCGACCAUGCUCUUGUUCAGAUGGAGGAUGGCUUCCAGGCAGAAUUAGCUGUACAUUUUUUGAAGGGAUCAUUAUUGUUUGGGAAGAGGUUGGAGUUGAACUUUUCCAAGUAUCCAAGCAUCACUCCAGCAUCUGAUACUCGUGAAUACGCCGGUUCAAGCCUUAACCGCUUCAACAAUAAUGCGGUAAAAAACUACAAGUAUUGUUGCUCCCCAACAAAGAUGAUCCAUUUGUCAUCUCUUCCCCAAGACAUCGCCGAGGAGGAGAUUCUCACUCACCUGGAGGAGCACGGCACAAUUUUAAGCACAAAACUCUUCGAGGUGAAUGGGAAGAAGCAGGCGCUGAUUCUGUUUGAGGACGAGGCACAAGCUACGGAGGCCCUUGUGUGCAAGCAUGCAAGCUCCAUUGCGCGGUCUGUCAUCCGGAUUUCCUUCUCGCAACUCCAAAGUAUUUAGAGACUCUUCGAUUUCUUCAUAAGAGGGGCGGGCAUUGCUUCUUUGUUUGGUUUUGGUUUUCUUGGAGUUGAUUUAUGGCGGAUAAUUAUCACAGCACGUUUUGAAUCUGUUUCCUCAGGUAAACUCAGGGUUAUGUAAUGUGGAAGACUGAUCAAUCGAUGUAUCCCAAAGUUCGUUUUUUUUGGUGAUUCCAGUGGUGAAAGUUUAUUGUUCUAUCGGAAA
This is a messenger RNA of Zingiber officinale, 1807 nucleotides long. Its product is annotated as polypyrimidine tract-binding protein homolog 3-like. The transcript has 15 exons. Gene Ontology annotation, biological process: mRNA processing; regulation of RNA splicing. Gene Ontology annotation, cellular component: nucleus. Lineage: Eukaryota; Viridiplantae; Streptophyta; Magnoliopsida; Zingiberales; Zingiberaceae. Gene Ontology annotation, molecular function: mRNA binding. Bases 239 to 1585 code for a protein of 448 amino acids. The record is from RefSeq and is a predicted model, not a curated record.